Molecule: messenger RNA, 2781 nt
Organism: Sporisorium graminicola
Lineage: Eukaryota; Fungi; Basidiomycota; Ustilaginomycetes; Ustilaginales; Ustilaginaceae
Exons: 1
Coding region: 1-2781 (926 amino acids)
Source: RefSeq, a predicted model, not a curated record
AUGGCGCCUUCACCCUCUCACUCGUAUGCCGAGAAUCCUCGAACGUUCAACCCCCACGCAUCAGCAUACAACAAGCGUAACGGAACCGCCAACACCGCCACAACAUCUCGUACAGCUUUGGCCUCGGGUGAAGCCUCCCAGCAACCAUUUGCACCCCGCAACUCGCCACAGCGCUUCCCUUCUCACUCCGGCGCACCACCACCGCCGCAACAUCGUCCCGUCGAGGCCGUCCAGAGCCGUGUGUACGGUCUCACAGUAGAUUUGCGCGAACCCAGCGCGCCCGCUUCCAAUUCUCCAGCCAUCGAUGAUGCCACUCGCAUGGCGCGCUUGCUCAACGAGCAGAAGCCCAAUUUCAGCGUCGAGGUGUUUGCGCCUUCGUUCGAUCACCGUGGCUACCCAGUACUUUCCGGUCGAGCAGCAACAAUGCGCGGCAUCGUGCGCAUGCCCGCCGCCACCGGUUGCGACGUCAUGAUGACCAUAUCUGCGCAUACCACUUCCGGAUCGCCCGCAGCCGUAUGGCAAGGCAUCGCCUUGGCGCCCUACUCCGCAGGCGGUGAAAAGGCCGUCUUCGAGACCAAAGACCGCCUGGUAGCCAACUACGAUCUCGUAAAGCCAAGAGCCGCCUAUGCGCCCAAGAACGAAGAGUUGAUGGAACCGCCGCAGGUCUCCAAAGACGACCUAGUACUGCCCAUUCCUUUCCAGGUGCAGUUGCCUAUGGGCAAGUCGACACGCUUCAUUGAUGGCGAGAUGCAAGCUGUGCCUGUUUCGCUUCCACCCAGCUUUGAGAUCAGCUCGAAACACGCGGCGCAGGAAAAGCGCGAGAUUCGUCUGGCCACCAAGGGGAAAGCGCGAGGGCCCAUGGCCAAGGAGCUCAUUGAAAAGGGUUUCAGCAAAGUCUACCGCAUCGGAUGCUACUAUCAAGUCACCUGGACUCUGAUCCGAGCUAACAACGACAAGCCCAAAAAGUCUUCGAGCAAGUCGGCAAAGGAACCUGCCGAAGGAGACUCGCUCACGCUGCCAUUCAUCUUUCUUGGCGAGCCGACCUCGAUGCCACCGCACCCGCCCACACUGCCAUCCACCAUCAGCCCCGACGUGUUCGUCGACCGCAGCACGACGUUGGGAGAUCAGUGGACCGUGCAUCGAUCCCAGGCGAGGUGGUCUGGUUCGUUGCUCAAGGCGUCCAGAAAGACAGUAGACGUGGAGCUCCACCUGCCCAACCCGCCCGUGCUUCAAGCGCCCUCGGUGCUUCCUGUCAUGGUGGUGUUGCGGCCAACGGAUCCCGCGCUGCUCUCGCAGGUGCGCACAAGAGCGCCGAGUGAGACGUCGACCGCGCCUGGCUCUCCUGCCGUUACACAUGUCGAUGACCCUAUCGAAACGGUCUGUUCGCCCGUUAUGUCGUCAUCUGGAUCGCCCAUCGCCUCGCCCCGGCCUGCAGCGUCGCCGUCGCUUCCAUAUCACCAACAGCAGCAGCAAUUCCACCGCGAUGCCGACACGGAAUCGAUCAAGACAACGCGGAGCAUAAUGUCGAGGUUCAUGAAGCCUUCGGCAAGUCUGGCGCGGCUGCCUGGAUCGUCGUCGCGCAAGGGUGGAUCGAGCAUCUUUGGUGGGCGACGCCCCAACACGGCACCGAGCUCUGGCAGCUCCGACACGGGUCUCACAGACGCUAUGACGGACCGCACGUUUGUGUCGGCGGGAGCCUUGCCAGAUCUGGUGAGCUUGGUGUGUGUCUCACUGAUCCAGACGACGUUCAGCAGCAACGACAACAUCAACGACGGACCCGAGCAUCGCCGAAAGCUGCUGUCGGUGGCGGAUUUGGAAGAGGUGGAUGUGCACGCGCUGCUGCUUAGCUCGGACGGUUCGGGUAGCCAGACAGGCUCUCGACCGGGUUCAAGCCGAUCGCAGUCAGAAAUGACGCAGAUCAACGAGGCGGCUGCGGCAGCUAAAGCGGCAGGGGUUCGUGUGCUGGUGGGCACGCUCAAAGUGGCGGGCACCACGCCGCCAAGCUUCCGAUGCCAUGGACUCGAGGUCAAAUACGCGCUCAAGGUGGAUCUGCUGCCUGCCAAUCGAUACGGUGGCAGCGAAGGCGUGGAAAAGGCGAUGCGCAGCUUGGGCAUCGGUGGACGCAGCCGUGGCUUUUCGGACGGCAUGAGCACGACAGCCUCGAUCCAUACGCAGACGCAAUUUACGUCAUUGUCAGGCGAUGGCAGCAGUCCACCUACGACGCCUCCCAAUGUCAUGUCCCCGUCGCUGUUCGGCACGCGCUCGCCCGUCAUGGAAGGUCAAGGUCCUGCCUCGAGAGCAAUGACGCGGAAUGCGGGCAGCCGCAAUGCUUCGCCUUUGAGCGGCAGUGGCAACGCCAACAACAACGCUCAGAACGUGGGCAUGGCCAUCUCGACUGCAGACGAAAGUGCGAUUGCAGCAGACACGGCCGAAGCGCAAGAGAUGCUAUCGCCGCAAAUCGAGCAAGGAUCUCGAGCACCGCUUGCGCCUUAUCCGCGUGCAUACCCGCAGCAACUUCAGCACCAGCAGCUUUAUCAACCGCAGAUGUCGUCACCCCCUGGUCGAGCAACACCGUCGGUGUACGGCUCGGGCAUGUCGAGUGCAGCGUCGACGCGCUCGGGUUGGGGAAGCGGCCACUCGAUCUCGGAGGCGUCGCAGAUGCAGAGUAGCAUCUACAUGUCGGAAUGGGGCCGCGAUCGCAAGACCGUGUCCAAGAUCAACAAGACGAUCGGUGAGAUGUGGCUCGACAUUCGCGUGGUGCGCGGCUAUGGCUCCUACUGA